Molecule: messenger RNA, 2477 nt
Organism: Aspergillus alliaceus
Lineage: Eukaryota; Fungi; Ascomycota; Eurotiomycetes; Eurotiales; Aspergillaceae
Exons: 3
Coding region: 382-2325 (647 amino acids)
Biological process (GO): intracellular signal transduction; mitotic cell cycle
Cellular component (GO): nucleus; cytoplasm
Molecular function (GO): histone H3T3 kinase activity
Source: RefSeq, a predicted model, not a curated record
CUACAAUAUCCUUAGGGGAGCCCAAAUAGCUCUCAAACAUUACAUAUUUGUUGCAAUUCCCUACCACAACGAAUAAAUGUAAUAAGAAGGUGGGUAAUCAGGAGCAGCAACAACAAAUACAGUUUUGUGAGAUGCCUUCCUGCCUUGCUGCCUGGAACGCGAGAUUGUAUGUUGCUAGUCUAUUCUGAUUGGACCAAGUGAUGGACUUAUUACGUAAGGCUGCUCACCAGAGCAACAAGAUGCGCUAACCCGUUUCUGGAAAUAGAUCAAUAGGCCUUGGUCAACCCCUGACGCUGCUGUUUUUGACAAUUUCUCUCUCUUAGUUGGGUCUUGAAGAACGGAAUUCACAGUAUAGGACCGAACUUGCACCAAUAAGCACCAAUGGCAUUGCCUCUUUCGCCGGCCUUUACAGGCGCCCGCACACCGGACCGGUGGAAUUCGAAACCGAGAACGAAAACACGCACAGUUGCGCCGAAACGAGUCUACGGAAAACGAAGAGCGGAUGCCCCGCGAGCUGUGUUCGAACAGAGGAGUCCAGAAAAGCUGGUGGAGGGGAGAACAGAGAAGGCCGUUCAGGAAGCUGUGGAUUGUAUCCAAGCUCGGCUGGCAGAAGUCACGAUUAACAAACCUAGAAAAAAGAAAGACAAUGUCGACGAGCCAGUCGUGCCCAUGGAGCAACCGAAUCUUCUCCAAAGUGAACUACCAGUGCAUAUACCCGAGACCGAAUCGAUCAAAACCGAAAAUGAAGAACGAAAUGGAGAAAAGCCUACAAAGGAAAGCCCUCCAGAAAGCAUCCCGAAGCCACAGAAGAAAUACGAGAUGGUGGUGGAAGUCAGAGUCAGUUCGGAACUUACAACAUCAAAGCCACAAAAGAAACAAAAGGAGAUUAUGUGCAAUGUGCAAAGGCAGAAACCGACCGAGGGACGAACAAGAAGGAACAAGGCUACGGCUCGUCUGUCAUCUGGGUGUGUGCUGGACGACAAGGUUAAUUCCUAUGUUCGUCCCAUUCUGAACGAGGCUCUAUCACCAGUCGCCGCACAGAGCGCUCAAAAGUUUGGCUCAUGGGCUGCUCGUGCGGGAGACAUGCUGGAGGUGGUGAAAAUUGCGGAGGGUUCCUACGGAGAGGUCUAUAAACUCCGCCUGCGCGAGGAGGUGUGCAAGAAAGAAAUGUCUAAAUCCAAGCUUGCUCGUCUAAAAGCCUACGGCGAUGGCGUGUUCAAGAUUGUUCCCUUGCGAGCACAGAGUGGGCCUGGCUCGAAAAAGUUCACGAGCAUCGAGGAAAUUGUGUCUGAAGUUAAGAUGCUCAAGUACUUGGAUCCAAUUCCAGGAUUUGCUCGCUUUAGGGAGAUUCACGUGGUUCAAGGUCGAUUUCCAGAGUCCUUCCAGAAGGCUUGGGACCAUUACAAGAAGACCAAGGAUGAUUGCUUGAACCCCAAUCCGUCCAGCAAGAAAGCGUAUCCUGAUUCACAGUUAUGGGCUAUCGUGGAGAUGGAUGAUGCUGGCUGUGAACUUGAAAAGUUCGCCUGGUCAUCAAUCUUCCAAAUCUACGAUAUCUUCUGGGGAGUGGCAAUGGCUCUUGCUCGUGCUGAGGAGUAUGCACAGUUUGAGCAUCGUGAUCUUCAUCUUGGAAAUGUUUGCAUCAGGAGUACCCGGCCAAAUGGUUGCAUGAAUCCGCCGACAGACCUCGAUGUGAUGCGGCAAUCAUACUCAAGCGGAUUUGGCCUGAGCACGUUAGAGACCACUAUUAUCGAUUACUCACUUUCUCGUGCGGAACUGCGUGUUGAGGAGUCCGGCGAGGUGGUAGAAGUAGCAUCGUCAGAUCUUGAUAAGAAACAGAUCUUCGAUGCUAUUGGACGAGACGAAGAUGAGGCCAUGCUGAGAGAUACUUAUAGAUAUAUGCGUGCUGAGCUUUACAACGGAAACCCCCUUGAGAACGAGAAGAUGCCCGACAUUCCCGGAAUUUGGGCCGAAUAUGCACCAGGCACGAAUCUUGUUUGGCUUCUCUUUUUACUCAAGACUUUGCUCAAGAACAGGAAGGCGGACGUUUCACUUCCAGCACCACGACAGCCUCUCUCCCAAUGUUCGCCAAACAAAACACUCAAAAAACCAACCAAAUCGGCAAAGAAAGACAUGCCCCAUACGAUUCAUACAACGGCGGAUGCGCCGAAGCAAGUUUCUCAACUGAAAGCUACGCUCGAGGAUAGACUGAACGCUGUGCUGGACCUUUUGCAUCUGGAGCAUGGCCAUGAGGAUAUGUGCUGUGCUGCCGACUUGGUAGCCUAUGCGAUCGACUCUCAGUGGCUGGACGAGAGGGACUUUUUCUGAUUUCGAGCUGUGUAUCAUGGAGGCGUUAAGUGGUUUAUUAUACUUCUCUUCUGGCGCAACUGGUUAUGGCUCGUAUAUAUAGACACGGUUUAGCAUGGCGUUUAGCAGGAGUCUUGACCUUCGCAAUACCAAACUCUUACGUUCAUCUGGAA